AUGGAGUUGAUGAAGGAAAACCAGCCGCCAAUCGUCAAUGCUGGAUGGAACAACAACGGCCCAGCAGGACUCGAUUUGUUGGUCAAGGCAGCACAGAAGAGCAGCCAGCCCAAGAAGUCCAAGGGCCCCACAAUGGUCCUCAACGGUUCCUACGACACGCCCGUCAUCGUCGGCAGAGGUUCCCAGGCGACCUUGAAUCUCGGAAGGAUCAACAAGCAGGUCUCGAGACGCCAUGCAAUUAUUCAGUGGUGCGCCGAAUCUGCCACCUUUGAAAUCACUGUCCUUGGCCAGAACGGUGUCCGUAUUAACGGCACCGGGUUCCCCUCGGGCCAGCAGGCCACCCUGCGCGGAGGCGAUAUUGUCGAUUUGGUCGGCGUCAAGAUGCUCUUCAAAACCCCUACAACCACUCCUCCACCAGCACUGACUCAACAGCAACAUGAAUAUCAGGAUGAUGACUCGUCGCAGGAUGCUGGCCUUGAGAACUUUCAUGAGGAGGAUCAAGUCUAUCAAGACUCUAACGGUAUCGGCCUGGUCACUCCCAAGCGCUCCCAACACUCGACCCUUACCCACUACCAAUUGGCGACACCUGGCACUUCCUCACCCGCUCCUCGGGAUCUUUUGAGCUCGCCCUCUCAAUCGACCCCCACAGCCCGUAUGCGCCACAAGAUGUUGAAAUAUGACCUUUCUUCAUCCCCCAACAGGAACAACAACGUCUACCAAACCCCUCCUUCGGCUACAUCAGAUGCAAGAACAGAUUAUGGCUCCUCGCCCGUCAAGGCCCCACCAGUCUUUGCUAUCCCCUUUGACGCCCUCCCCAACCGGCUGAACAACGCAUCCUUCCCUGCCAGCCCCUCAUCGGAGCCCAACUUUUUCAUGGACGAUACAGCUGCAUCCAGCCCCUUUAGGGUUUCUAACCAGCAGCAGCGCGCACCCUUGGCUCCGCUUGCAUUGACCGAGAACAGCUCUGUCAAGGUCGCUAAAUCAUCUUCACAGGAAUCGACACAGCGCACAGCAUCCGUAUCGGGAUCACCACUGUCAAAAUUGUCAAAGAAUAACGCCAACACCAACACCAACGUCAAAACUGUCUCAGCAAAGUCAGGAACCACUACACAGAAAUCCGCAUCGUCACUCAAGGAUGUUGAGAACGUUGUACCCACCACCAAGGAUUCGGCACAGAAGUCUUCCAAGCCCAAGGACAAGGAGAAUCACAGCGCCAAGAGCGAAAUCAAGACCAAGACACCUACAUCGACCACAGCAACCGCACAACCCACCAAGUCCAAGGAUGCAGUUGCAAAGUCGACAAUCUCUACCACCACAGCUGUCAAGGCACCUAAGCUCAAGACCGCACCCAAGGAGAAAGCCACUGUUGUCAAGGAGUCAACUGCUGCCACCAAGCAGGAUACGGAAUUGUCAUCAAGGGAAUUGCCUACAGACACACCAGCAACCUCCAAAUCAGCAUCGGACAAGGAGCCCCGCGACUAUACCGAGAUGAUUAUCGACACAUUGGUCUUUGCGCGCAAGAAGAAAUCGAUGACGCUGACAGAGCUCUUUGACGAAAUGGUUACCAGUCAGCCCUCACUGAUGGCUACCCACGAUUCCGAGGAGAUCAAGGAACAGAUGCUUCAGUGUCUGAGUGCCGCACGUUGUGUUGGCAAGAUUACGCGCAAAGGCAAGGAUGCCUACAACAAGCCCCUGGAGAACCAGUGGUACUAUAUCCCCGAGUGCGACCACAACGUCAUGCGCAAACUCACCCGCCAGGAGGUCAUGCCAAGCGCCCGCAAGUGCACCCUGAAGGAUAAGCAAUACUUCUUCAAGAUGCCACCCAAGCUACCAUACCACCGCAAGUCGACUUCACCCUAUGCCGUCAAACCCGCAGCCCGCCGCGCCAAGGAACCCAGCAAGCUGUCGGUAGCCGAUAACGACGAUGGAUCUAACGGAGACGUCUCGUCCUCUUCAGAUGCCGAGGACGAUGUGGAUGAUCAGCCCCUGUCGGCAACUUUGAACCGCAAGCGCAAGUCGACCGUUGCUGGACAUGUUGAUAAGAAGCGCAAGGCUUCCACGGGACCAACAACGACAACGACGGAAGGACCAAAACAUACUGCAGGGGAUGACGAUGAGGAAGAAGAAGACGAGGACGACGACGAUGCACACAACGAUUCUUUGGAUGAUCUUUCAGAACUCUCUGGCCUGUCUGAUUGA
Messenger RNA from Linnemannia hyalina, 2199 nucleotides. NCBI's taxonomy places the organism in Eukaryota, Fungi, Mortierellomycota, Mortierellomycetes, Mortierellales, Mortierellaceae. The record is from the annotation of a GenBank genome assembly.